Neoarius graeffei (lesser salmon catfish) is the source of this 1805-nucleotide messenger RNA. RefSeq lists its product as uncharacterized. Gene Ontology annotation, molecular function: electron transfer activity. The record is from RefSeq and is a predicted model, not a curated record. The transcript is spliced from 9 exons. The coding region runs from base 347 to 1483 and encodes 378 amino acids. NCBI's taxonomy places the organism in Eukaryota, Metazoa, Chordata, Actinopteri, Siluriformes, Ariidae. Gene Ontology annotation, biological process: cell redox homeostasis.
GACUGCCUGCAGCAUGGAUAUCCCCGAGUAGAAGUGCAAAGGGAAAGUGAACAAGGGAGCAUGGCAAAGGAACUGAUUUGUAACGAGUCCACUGAUGUCGUCACUAUAUAAUAAAGGGACCUCAAAUAGCGCAGUAUUACACUAUUAUAUUUAAGAACAAUACUGAGAAACGCAAUAAGCAAAUCUGUAAUUGUAAUAUAGUGUCACACAGCAGCAGGAGGAGAACAGAUAGGCCCACUGUUACCUGCUGGUUUAAGCUUUGUGUUUCAGUUUGAGAGUCACCUGUCACUUCUGGUGUAAUGGAGAAAUAACAUUCGACGCAAGUGCUGGUCUGACAGGUGUAUUGAUGGCUGUGUCUGAGAACCAUAUAGCAGGAAGGGUUACUGUGUACUCAGUGCCAGGAUGCCCGCACUGCUUACAGGCCAAGGCUGCUUUACAGGCCCUGAAUCUACCAGUGUGUGAAGUGGAUGUGAGUCAUGAUGCAGCUGUCAGGGCCUGGCUGGAUAAGAUGACUGGUAGCAGCACUGUGCCACAGAUAUUCUUUAACGACGUCCACAUAGGAGGAAAUGAGAGUCUUCAAAAUUUGGGCCCUGAGGAACUUGAACCUCUGGUACGUAUGGUGAAGGAGAAGCCUGUGCCCCCAGAUGCCCCACCAUUAUCUGCAGGAGCCAGCCCUGAUUUUGAGAAGAGGGAUAUAGGAGCAAUGACAGCUUCUGAAUUAUCUGAGGUCCUGAGGAAUCUGAUCACGAAACUGUACUCUGAUCACCUCUCUGCUGAUGGCAAGUUAGUGGACUAUAAGGCCAUACCUAAAAGCACAUGCUAUGAACGGUAUUGUGAGCUGGUUGUGGCCCUACAGCAUGUGGAGCUGCUCUGUCUGAGUCAUGAUGAGAGGCUGGCCUUCUUCAUCAAUGUCUACAAUGCCAUGGUUAUCCACGGCUACCUGCGCUUCGGCUUCCCCAAAAACAUGUGGCAGAGGUACCGGUUCUUCAACUUUGUGAGCUACCUGAUUGGAGGAGAGGUGUUCACACUGCAGGAUAUUGAGAAUGGAGUGCUGCGGGGAAAUAGGAAAGGAGUAGCACAAUUUCUGAAGCCCUUCUCAAAUAAUGACCCGAGACUACAGGUUGCACUUCCUGAAGCAGAGCCUCUAAUUCAUUUUGCACUGAACUGUGGUUCGAAAAGCUGCCCAUCCAUUAGGAUCUAUACCCCACAGGACAUUAGCAGUCAGCUGCGAACUGCUGCUGAAGCAUUUCUGGAGGCUGAUGAUGGCUGCAUUGUGAAUUCUGUGAAAAGAGAGCUGAAGCUUAGCAAGAUCUUCAAAUGGUACAAGACAGAUUUUGGAGACACUGAUGAAAAGUUGCUGAACUGGGUUUUAAACCAUAUGAGGGCAUCUCAGAAGAAGACAAGUCUGAAAACUCUUCUAUCUACAGGGAAAGUUAAAGUUAGCUACAUGCCUUAUGACUGGUCCACCAACAGCACACACUAAUUAAAACUCUAUCACUAAGUGUUUAGGGUUUUGGGAUGACCUGCCUAACUCUGAUAGGCUUAUGUUUUCUUUAGCAAAUGCAUGAGAGCACAGAUAUUUCUACUAUGGCUGUAGCCAGCUUCUCUGUCAAUGGUAGGAUAAAAAUGGAAAAAAAAAAACCCAGAAAAGCUGGCGUCCCUUUUAAGGGGAUAACUAUGCAUCUAGAUUCUUAACAAUAAUUCCUCUACACUUCAAAGGGCAAGUUUUACUACCAGCACUUAUGCUAAUAAUUAUACUGGAGAUAUAUAUAUAUCUUUAAUGAUUUGUGUUAACCAUCUUUAUU